GGUCGCUGGGACGCAGAGGGAGAGACUGGUCAGACAUGUGGCAGAGUUUCACCAUGUGGCUGCGCAUCGCCUGUCUCCUUCUGGGGUUAUCCUACUCCACUCCUGCCUCAGUGUUCCAGGGACGGGACCAGGCCCACAGCCUCCUGGACAGGGCCAAGCGGGCCAACUCGGGCUGGCUGGAGGAGAUGAAGGCCGGGAACCUGGAGCGGGAGUGUCUGGAGGAGGUCUGCUCAUACGAGGAGGCUCGGGAGGUGUUUGAGCACGACCAGGCGACGAAUGAGUUCUGGAAACUCUACAAUGUUGCAGACUACUGUCAUUCCAGUCCAUGUCAGAACAAUGGAACGUGUUCCAAUCAACCAUCGUCCUAUGGCUGCCUCUGCCCCCUGGGGUUCAGCGGGCGGAACUGCGAGUUAGAGUUCAAGCUUGUUCCAGACACCUGUCUGCACGAGAAUGGAGGGUGUGAACACUUCUGUGAGGAGGGAGGAGGGUCGCGGAACUGUUCCUGUGCGGCAGGGUAUGUCCUGGCUGCGGACGGGCAGCGCUGUCUGGCUGAAGAAAUGUACCCCUGUGGGACGGUCCCUGUCUUGCAGGGGAUCCUCUCAGAGAAGAGGAACUUGCCCGAUGACCCUCGGUCAAGGAUCGUGGGGGGAACCGAAUGCCCCAAGGGCCACUGUCCCUGGCAGGUUCUGCUGGUGUAUGGACAAAAGGGAUUCUGUGGAGGUGUAAUCUACACAGCCACCUGGAUCCUCACUGCCACCCACUGUCUGGAGAACAUAGAUGUCCGCCACCUCAAGGUGGUCGCAGGUGAGCACAACCUGGACGUGGAGGAGGGCUCAGAGCAGACCGUCCAGGUGGUGGAGAUGGUGCCGCACCCGGCCUACGUGGUGAAGACGGCGGACAACGACAUCGCGCUGCUGCGCCUGGCGGAGCCCAUUCGCUUCUCGCCGUACGCCGUGCCCGCCUGCCUGCCCCGGCGGGCGCUGGCGGAGCAGGAGCUGUGGGCGGUCCACCUCCACACCGUCAGCGGCUGGGGGAGGCGCAGCGAGCUGGGGCCCACCUCCCGGAUCCUCCGUAAGCUGGACGUCCCGCGCAUCCGCACGCAGGACUGCGUGGAGAACAGCGGCGUGACUGUCACCGCUAACAUGUUCUGCGCCGGCUACAUCGAGGGCAAGCAGGACUCAUGCAAGGGCGACAGUGGGGGCCCUCUGGUCACCAGGUACAGGCAAACCUGGUUCCUGUUGGGCAUCGUCAGCUGGGGCAAGGGCUGCGCUCGGCCAGGGAAUUAUGGGAUAUAUACACGCGUGUCAAACUACCUGGACUGGAUUCAUGAGCACACUGCCAAACAGGCUGUCAAUGGCACCGAGACAAAAAUAUAAUCUUAUAAAAAUGCAACAAACCUGCAAAUGUUUUACUGAACUUUCUGCAUCAUUUUAUUUAUACCUCUUUAAUACUUGGUCAUGUAAUUUAUCUCUGGCAUUCUACAUACAUCCACUAAGCUGAAAAGGGAUACCAAGAUGCCACACACAAGUAAUAAUAUAAUUGGUGCUUUGAGCAAUUAGAAAAGGCUCUAAAUGAAAUUAAAUCCGAAGAAAUAGUAUAAAUUCCAUUUACAGCCAUACUUUCAACAGAUUUUUGUCAAAAGGGACCUAUAGAAGUUAAAUCCAUAUCAGUAAGUAAUUUUGAGCAAAAUUAGCUAAGUUAAUUUGCAUCAGGUGAUACACAGUGGCCAAGUUGAGGAAACUGUGUAUGAGAAUGCCCCUCUAAUGUCUGCACACGGAUAAACAUUUAUCUGAGCUUUUGAAAAUAAGUCUGUAGAGGUUUAAUGUACACUGCACAGGACAACAGAUAGCUUUACGUUUUACACACACCAAGUCAUCUGACUGGGCAGUGAAAAAGGAAAGACAUACAGAUUAUAUGGCAUAAACAAUCAUGCCUUUAGCUCUCUACAUACUGUACGUGAUAAGAAAGCUCCAUUUACCCAUGCCAUUAUGAAUCUAUUUGUAUAAACAUAGAGGUGAUUAAAUGAACAGUACAUAUAAAAAUGUGCAAGUGUAUGUUUUUUUGCCAGUCUUUGGAGAAACAUUUACACACUGGAUACUGAGCACAGGGGUCUCCUGUCCUGUAUGUUCCAUUUCCUGUGACGAAUACGAAGAGAAGGUCCUGGCAUCCUGCUGAGGAACAUGACCACAUCCAGGCUGUGUCUGAAACAGCUUACUUGCCUACUAUUGAGUUACUUGCCUACUUGGACAAGUAAGCCAUUUCAGAUUUCAGUUUUAUUUCAUUUCAGUGUUAGGGAGGCAGAGAAGUACUGCCACCACUGUUACAGCGGAAAUUGAUAGAGGUCCGCCGUCUUUAAUGACCUUCCAUGACAUACAGGAAGGAGCGAUGUGCAAAACUGACACUUGAAAGAGCAAGGACGUUCCAUUUGUCUAAUAAAUCUUCACUUGAUUCCUCUG
Molecule: messenger RNA, 2456 nt
Organism: Conger conger (European conger)
Lineage: Eukaryota; Metazoa; Chordata; Actinopteri; Anguilliformes; Congridae
Product: coagulation factor VII-like
Exons: 8
Coding region: 36-1376 (446 amino acids)
Biological process (GO): proteolysis; blood coagulation
Cellular component (GO): extracellular region
Molecular function (GO): serine-type endopeptidase activity; calcium ion binding
Source: RefSeq, a predicted model, not a curated record